Chlamydomonas reinhardtii is the source of this 1115-nucleotide messenger RNA. RefSeq lists its product as uncharacterized. NCBI's taxonomy places the organism in Eukaryota, Viridiplantae, Chlorophyta, Chlorophyceae, Chlamydomonadales, Chlamydomonadaceae. The record is from RefSeq and is a predicted model, not a curated record. The transcript has 6 exons. The coding region runs from base 325 to 945 and encodes 206 amino acids.
AAUAUCAUAUCUGCCAUGGUUCAGCUUGACGUCGCUGAACUGAUGAACUGAUGAACCUACACGUGCUGCAGCGAAGACCAAGGGCAAAAUUUAAAAGCAUGAUAUAUCUGCUAGUCUACUUGUAGACGCAGUUAGAUGGCACUACCGUUAACCAAUGCGCUACUUCGCCGAAACGACUUUGGCCCGGAUCGCUUCGUGCUCGUUCCCUGCGAGAAAUAAACGUCUCUAAGAUAUCAUGGGAACAGCCUUGCGAUAGUGAAAGUCAGCUGUCUCGCCGUCGUGACUUUGUGUUUAUGGAGUUGGGGGAGAGCCAGGGUGUUGGGCAUGUUGGGUCAGCGCGGCGGCCCCAUGAGCAUGCCGGGACCCACGCUGCUGGUCAUGGCGCAGCCCUGCCACGUCUCCUCCACAACGCUGGAGCGCAGCCGCUGGGCGCGCGAGCUCAUCUGGCCUGCGGCCGCCAACCAGACACACCCGCGUCCGAUCCGCAUCUCCAGCCGCAGAACCUGGCCGCGUCGACGCCGCGUCAUAGUGCGGCCCGGAGGCCACGCCUCUGCUGCCGCAGCCGCACAGCAGCGCCAUGCAGGUGUCAGUGCGGAAGCGGACGACGAGGAGGUGGACGUGCAGGCGGUGGAGGAGGAGGGCGCGGUGGCGACAAACACCAGCAGAGACUGCGCGAAGCCGGCGCCCGGCGUUGAGGGGGUCGUGGACACGCCAGCGCCGCCGCCGCAGUUCGGCGACAAGGCCGACACGCCGCAGGCUCUGGAGAUCGUGGUUCGUCCCGCGGUGGACAGCGUGGAGGCCGCGCUGGAUCGCAUCAAGAUGAACAUGAACCUCAAGUUUGCGGACUGGGGGCUGCCCUGCCCCAUCACAGGACAGCCGGGCGCAGUGGCGCACGCGGCGGCGGCGGCGGCGGGCGGCCAGCAUGCGGCCAGCGGCAGCUUGUGAGCGCAGCGGUGUUGGGCGUGCGGUAUGUGUGGAGUGCUGAGAAUGAGGGGGCGGAGCAGGAUAGCGUGAGUAGGCCCGUGUACAAGAGCCGCCCAGGGCAGGAGUCUCCCGUCGGCGCGGAGAAUUGCAAGCAGCAGUGGGCGCAACAAAUAAAGAGAGGAUGGCUACGU